Molecule: messenger RNA, 3987 nt
Organism: Drosophila willistoni
Lineage: Eukaryota; Metazoa; Arthropoda; Insecta; Diptera; Drosophilidae
Gene: swm
Product: zinc finger protein swm
Exons: 6
Coding region: 307-3681 (1124 amino acids)
Biological process (GO): mRNA processing
Cellular component (GO): nucleus
Molecular function (GO): metal ion binding; RNA binding
Source: RefSeq, a predicted model, not a curated record
AUAACCGAUACUGUUAAGCAACCUUGCCCCGAAAGCAGCGAAAAAAAGUUUAGUGAAAAAUACAAAAAUCAAGUAAUUAAAACGUUUAUUUAUUUAAAAAAAUAUGUUACAUAUUUAAUUUAGGCCUUAAGACAGAAUUAAAAAGCAAAGCAAAACUAUCGCCUAUCGAUAAGCAAUAAGGCACAGACAGACAGACCAGAGAGAGAGAGAGAGAGAGAGAGACAGAGGUCAUAUUAAAAAUAUAUUUUCUUGGCCCCUCCGAGCUGAAGACCAACGCAAUCACGCUUACCUUCCUAAACAAUAAUAAUGAUCUUGGAAAACUCGGAUAAGCUCAAGGAUUGGCUAAGUGUUGUCCUGGAGCCACUCUGCGAUGCGGAUUCCUCUGCCCUGGCGCGAUAUGUCAUCGCGUUGCUUAAAAAAGACAAAUCGGAUAAGGAUCUCAAGCGGAUCAUGAUAGAGCAGCUGGAUGUCUUCCUGUCCGAGGAAACGACGCGCUUUGUUGAGCGCCUUUUUGAUGCCAUUGCCAGUGAGGAAUAUCUCACAAUGCCCCAUCCUCUGCCAACCCUGCCAGCUGUUCCAGCCGCCACUAGUGUCUCCGAAUUGGACUUGGGCGAUGAACUGGCAUUGGCCAUAGAUGGAGCAGCUGAUAUAGAGGCUGUAUUGGCAGCUGCCUCGCCCCCGCCGGCAAAAGAAAAUGUGAUAAAAGUGGAAAAGCAGCAGUUGACUGACGAGCAGCGUCCAGAUGCAGUCGCUCAGGAAUCCAUUAACCUAGCCUCAGAUAGCACCACAGAUGCCACAACUUCAACUAAGCCUCCCGUUGAUCACAAAACCAAAGAUCCCUCAUGUCCCCAGCCACAAAGCCAAUUGGGUUCAGCUGCGUAUCAUCAUCAUCCUCCUUCUCAUCAUCAACACCACCAGGUGCCACGUAGUGCAAGUCCACCAGGUCGAAGCAGCGGAGGUGGCAGCGGUGGAGGACCCGGACCCGCGGCUGGCUAUGCAGACAAGGAGAAUCAGCCACGUGAUGGUCGCCGACGUCGUGCCUCUUUGCGUUCUCGCUCACGCUCGCGUUCACGUUCCAAUGAAAGGAAUUUCAGACGCUCACGGUCUCGAGAUCGCCGCAUCAAUGAACGGGAGAAGAAUCAACGGCAGUUCCGUAACAAAUCUCCUCCAGGUCAUGGUAGUAAUCACGGACGCCGGAAUUUCGAUCGUCGUCGGAUUGGUGGUGGAGGCGGCUCUGGUGGCAUUGGAGGAGGCGGUAGUGGUGGUGGGAACAACAUUGAAGAGCGUCAGCGCUUUGGCCAGAAAAGUCGUCGUUCUCAUAGUCGUUCCUUGUCGCCGGAGCGAAAUUCGAGACGUCCGCAAAGCUCACCAGAGCGCGGCGGAGGCUUGUCUUCGAUUGCCACCGGUAAUUCUAUGGAACCUCAGCAUCCAGCAGCUGUUGUGACCACACAUAUACGCCAGCGUUGUCGCGAUUUCGAUGAGAAGGGCUAUUGUGUUAGGGGCGAGACAUGCCCCUGGGAUCAUGGCAUUAACCCCGUGGUCUUUGAGGGCAUCAAUAAUUCAGCGUUAAUGAUGUCUAUGCGUGAGUACAAUCCAGAUGCACCAGAGAUUUGGGCGCGAGGUGGCGGUGGUGGCGUCGCUGGAGGACCCCCUGGACCCCCAGGACCUAAUGUGGCUGGACCCACGCCCAGUGGUGUACAAGGUGUGCCUGUCAGCAUCAAUCCGUUCAGUGGUAAUGUGCGUCCAAAUGCUUUAAUGACUCCCAAUCAUCCCAUGGGUGUACCCAAUCCUUCAGAUUAUGCCCGACCUCCGGGUCCACAGGGACCACAAGGUCCUACAAUGAUGCCAUUCCCUUUCAAUCCCACGGCUGUGACCACACCUCUCCAGCGUCAACUCAUCCCAAUUCCUGUUGUAGAUGCCGGUGGUGGCAUUGUUGGAGGUGCUGGCGGCGGCGGUGGUGCUCCGCCCUCCGGUGGCCCCGAAAUGGGAAAACGUCGAUUUGAGCUGGAAGAUACGGUGGCCAUAGCCGAUGUGCCAACGAAACGAAAAGUGCCCAUUAAUAGUCGACUGGGACCAAGGGUUAAUCCCAACAUGCAACAGCAUAACAGCUCACUGGAGCUAAGAAAGGUUCCGCGUGGCCUUAAUACCAUAGCGCAUCUGAACAAUCACUUUGCCAAGUUCGGUAAGAUUGUUAACAUUCAAGUUUCAUACGAGGGCGAUCCGGAAGCGGCCAUUGUUACCUUCUCGACGCAUGCGGAGGCCAAUGUGGCUUACAGGAGUACCGAGGCAGUUCUCAAUAAUCGCUUUAUCAAGGUCUUUUGGCACAAUGGAGUUGCUGCUGGCGGCUUGGAUGAGAGCCAGGGCAACGCGUUAACCAGUGGCAUUGGAAGUAAUGCGCCAGGUGGCCGGAAAAAUGCCAGCCAAUAUCAUUUGCAUAAUGUACCCGCUGUACCCACACCAAUUGCGGAUGGAGCAAAAAUAUCGAAUGCGGGGACAACGCCUCUGGCAGAGCAUGCUGGAGCCGGUGGUAAUCAAGCAACAGCUCCGACUGAGCAAGCUCUUGCCGUAGCGCCUGCCUCGAUGCGACUCAAGCUCAAUACAACAACAACAACAACGACAACAAGUUCAAAUGGUGGAAGCGCUGGAUUGGCUGCACCGGGUACAGGAAAUGCUGCCACGCCACGAGCCAACGCCGCCACAUUACGCAAAAAGCAAGAGGAACAACAAAAGGCUAUGCAUCAAUUGGCCAAUGGAUUACGCAAACGUAAGCAGGAAUUGCUCCAAAGUUAUGUGAAGCAAAUGAAAACGGCAUUGGAGUUGGUCGAGCGCAUGGAUCAACAGGAUGCCCAGCGGGCUCCAACACUAGAGACCAUUAAGGUACUGCAGGAGACCAUCGACAAAUUGCGCAAGGAUGUACAUGCCGAUCAGGAUCAAUUGCAGGCUCAGAUUCAACAGCAACAAAUUCAGCCAUCUGUCAAAAAGACCAAAGAGCAACAAAAGAAAGAACUUCUGGACAUGGAGCUUGAACUAUUUGCCCAACAGCAAGAGGGAAAUGAUACCACGGCCCUGCAGAAGCGUCUCGAAGAGCUGCAACGUACUCUGUCUGCUGGCGGCGGUGGCGGCGUCAUCGGUGGAGUUCUCAACUCGAAUAAUCCAAAAGCUAGUGGACCAACUGGUGGCGGUGCGGCAGCCCGUAAACGAGCUAAUUUCCCUGAAGGUUCAACGCGCGUUGAUAGACGUCCUAAAGCCAUUGUGGUCACUGGCUUUGCCGCCGAGGAAGCUGACUUUGUCCUGGGACACUUUAAGAACUUUGGUGAGAUUUUGAAACAUGAUGUGGAUCGUGAGAUUCCGCAAUUGAUACUCUCCUAUGCCACUCGAAUCAAUGCCGAACAGGCAGUGCUCCGUGGCAAAAUGUACAAAGAAAAGCGCCUUCAGAUAUCCUGGGCGCCCGUUGUGACGACGACGACGCCGGCAGUUGCAGCUCCUAUGGCAGCCCCCGCCGACAAGUCACCUGCAGUUGCUUCAGUGGACAACAAUCUAAAUAACACCACCAAUCCCAAACAGUUAAUUCAAUCCGUUAGCGAAAGUGAAAGCCUGCUGGGCAGCGAUACAUUGCCCGAACUACGUCUAGAGGAUGAGGAAGAGGACGAGGAAUCUGAGGAUCGUUCUUGGCGUCGUUGAUGGCUCAUAUUGUGUUAGGUCUCGAAACCUACACUCCUGUAUUUGUUGUUAUUUCUAAAAAAAAAAAACCAACAAACAAAAAACAAUAAUAAUUACUGAAAACUGAUGACGACGGCUGCGUCCCCAUCAUUUAUACAAUUAAACGCUCUAUAAAUUACUAAUAUUUUAAUAUUAGUUAUAAAUCAAAUUGCAUAUAUAUACAAAUGAGUUUACGCUAAGCCUAAGUACAGAAGAACAGUAAAAAAAAAACAAACUCCAAUUGUGCACGGAACAUUGUGUACUCUACUUUGUAUUUACAGACACAUU